This is a messenger RNA of Fragaria vesca subsp. vesca, 1410 nucleotides long. Its product is annotated as coumaroyl-CoA:anthocyanidin 3-O-glucoside-6'-O-coumaroyltransferase 1-like. The coding region runs from base 1 to 1410 and encodes 469 amino acids. The record is from RefSeq and is a predicted model, not a curated record. The transcript has a single exon. NCBI's taxonomy places the organism in Eukaryota, Viridiplantae, Streptophyta, Magnoliopsida, Rosales, Rosaceae.
AUGAACGGUUCCUGCAGCCCAGUGAAGGUUAUUGAGCAAUGUCAGAUUUCUCCACCACCAGGCUCAGUUCCUACCACCACUCUCCCCCUCACAUUCUUUGACAUUGUAUUCCUCUUCCCUCCUCCCAACGAAAGUGUCUUCUCCUUCGACUUCCCUCAGCCUCUUCACCAAUUCACCCAAACCAUCCUCCCCAAGCUCAAACACUCCCUUUCUCGCACUCUCCAACACUUCUUUCCCUUGGCCUCAAAUCUCAUAUGCCCUCCACCACCCUCCAAGCCUUAUCUACAAUACACCGCGGGCGCCUCACUGACAUUGACAAUUGCCGAGUCCUCAGGUGAUUUCAACCGCCUCACGUCCCACCUUGUAGAAGAUGUUGAAGAAUCUCACCUCCUCAUUCCGCCGCUGCCGCCUUCGAGUGUGUUAGAGGACGGCACACGUGUGGUACCUCUUCUGGCUGUACAGAUCACUGUGUUCCCAAACUCUGGGAUUUGCAUUGGUACCAACUGUGAUCAUGUAUUGGCUGAUGAGAGUUCAUUUCAUCAUUUCUUGAAGUUCUGGGCCUCUGUAUGUAGAUCAGGAGGAGGAGACAUUAAAAUAGAGUCCUUACCAUCUCAUAACAGGGGUUUGAUCAAAGACCCGUGUGACCUAAAGAACAAGUUCGUAGAUGAUUGGAGAAGCUGGACUAGUACUCCUACCAAAUGUGAGCAGUUGAGAACCCAAUUCCUCAUUGGAAAAGUUCGAACCACAUUUGUGUUCAGCAAAGCCCAAAUUGAUAGAUUGAAACUCUGGGUCUCCAACUUGUUCAUCAAACUUCAAGAUUCUAAGCCAACACAUUUGUCAUCUUUUGUGGUCAUAUGCGCUUUUACAUGGGUUUCUAUGGUGAAAGCAGAGGAGAUCAGUGAUGACGAAAUGCAAUGCCACUUCAAUUACGCAGCGAAUUGCCGCGACCGCCUUGGAUAUCCAUUGCCGGGAUCAUACUUUGGGAACUGUUUGUCCCUUCGUUCAGCGCAAGCGAAGGAGAGUGAUCUUGUGGGAGAAAAUGGGAUCGUUGCGGCUGUGAACGCCAUAGGAAACAAUGUGAAGGAUUUGGAGAACGGGGUAUUGAGAAAUGCAGAGGAUUGGACUGCAGGUUGGGUCAAGGGAGCUACUAGGAAAAAAAGUAUUCCUAGACAUUUUACCACCCUUGCUGGGUCGCCAAGAUUUGAUUUUUACAAUGAACUUGAUUUUGGUUGGGGGAGACCCAAAAAGUGUGAGGUGAUUAACGUUGAUUUUGACAGAUGUAUCUACGUGAGUAAUAGUAGAGAGGAGGAAGGAGGGAUUGAGAUUCUGUUGGCGCUUAAAAGGGAGCAAAUGGAUUCCUUCUGUUCCAUGUUCAAACAAGCUUUGAAACUUGCGGAGGUGGAACUGUAA